UUCACCAGGAUACAACAGCAAAACAUUCACAUAUUUAUGCUUAGGCACCAUGGUCUCCUAGAACAAGGACAUUUUUCCUGGACAGUCGGCAGCUGUGCGGGCGUGUGGGUACUCAAGCACUGAUUUCUCCCCUGAGGCAAGAAUAGGGACAACAAUGACCUUUAGCGUCGUGGGCGUGGUGUGCAUCCUCGUCGCGGGCGUGACCUCGCUCCCGGGGGGUCCCCUCCCCCCGAUGGACUUCCGGCACUUCGCGGUGUUGGACCAGAGGGGCCAUUUCCACAUGCUCUGGACGCCGGGGGAAAAGGACAUCGUGUUCGAAAUACAGGUCGCGACCCGAGGUUACGUCGGCCUCGGGUUCUCGCCCAACGGAGGCAUGAAGGGCGCGGACAUCGUGCUCGGCUGGGUGGACGCCCAAGGCGACGUCCACGCGCAUGACCGUUACGCCAGCGGUAUGAUGAUUCCUAUCAUAGACGAUUCGCAAGACGUGGAGAUUCUCGGAGGCUACGAGAACGACACACACACCGUGCUGAGGUUCGCGAGGCCCUGGAACACGUGCGAUAAGGAACACGAUUUCCAAAUAACAAGCGACACCAUGCGAGUGAUCUGGGCUUACUCGUACGACGACCCCGUGACCGAGUACGCGAUGACGAAGCACGACCACCGCGGGACCAAGAGCAUCUUCCUGCAGGAGCCCCAGUUCGUCCUCCCGGCCUUCGGCGAUGACGUCUUCACCUGGGAAGUCCGCAUGAAUAACGUAAGCGUAUCAGGUGAAGUAGACACUGUAUACUGGUGCCAGAUGUUCAAGGCACCUCCUCUCGAGCGCAAGACACACAUUAUCGGGUAUGUGCCCAUCAUCGAAAACAUAGAACAUGUCCACCACAUAAUCCUGUACGAGUGCCACUUGCCUGAGAGCGAGAAGCACUACGAGAAGUGGCUCCAGGUCGAGGGGCAGCAGUGCUACACGCCCAACAUGCCCUUGUCUUGGGCAAACUGCAGGAGCCCCAUUAUAGCCUGGGCUGUGGGGAGCGACGGCCAAAUCCUGCCAGACCACGUAGGGUUUCCUCUGCUGGAAGAACACGGGGGAGCCACCUACUUCAUGAUAGAGAUGCAUUACGAUAACCCCAACUUCCGCCAAGGCGUCGUGGACAGCUCCGGCGUCCGCAUCUUCCUGACGGAGAACCUCAGGGAAAAUGACGCCGGGUUCCUCAUCCUGGGUCAUGUUGUGGAAUCCACGCACAUCAUUCCACCGGAGAGGAAGUGGAAGAGCAUCAGCCACUGUGACGGUGGAUGUAUAACUCAGAGUAUUCCAGCGGAGGGGAUCAAGGUGUUCCAAGGCCUGCUGCACACUCACCUCCUGGGCAACGACAUCACAGUCAGACAGAUCAGGAAUGGGCGAGAGCUUCCUGUUGUGUUCCAAGACAUGAACUACGACUUCAAUUACCAGCAAGCGAGAGUCCUGUCUGAAGAAAUGACCAUCUUGCCCGGAGAUUCCUUCAUCACCGAGUGCGGCUACGACUCGAGGGGAAAGAAAACGCCCACCUUCGGAGGCGACAGUACACAAGAGGAGAUGUGUCUUGCCUUCCUCGUCUACUAUCCUCGGUCGAGAGUCAGCCGGUGCGUCUCCACUCCCGAAGUCUCCAUCAUCUAUAAGAGCUUUGGUAUCGAGGAAGUCUAUGGCGAUGGAAGGAACUCGGUUUACCGCAAUGCUCGAUACACACAUGACGAAGAGAAAGAAAAGAGGCUGGUCGAGGAGAUGAAGAAGAAAGCCGAGUGGGAUGGGAAGCAGAAGGCAAUUAGUAUUGACUUCACGAAGAUGUACAAGGACAUUGUGGCAAAGGCUCCGAAAGAGUUGUACAACGUGUCCAUGUACGACCUGAUCCACGACCCGAAGACCUGGCAGGACGAGCAGGCCAUGGACGUCCUACAGGAGCGGGUCCUUUCCGGGAAACACGAGAUCUUUUGCACGGACGAAAGCCAUAACCUUUUUGAAGGAUAUCCCCGAACCUAUGAAUACCCGGACUUUUUGGCCAUCAAGUUGCUGGACGAGGAGUGUGACGUCAGCCACGAGGCAGAGGCAUACGAGCCCGAUAUGAAACAAGGUCAAGACCUAAACCAAGAGGAAGAAGCAACCAAGAGUGAGACUCCCAAAGAAGAGGCAAACAAUGCACCCUCUGUGGCUAUAUAUACAUCAACCAUCAUUUUACUUGCCUGUCUGUGUGUCUUUUAGCAAAAGGUUUAUCAGUAAAUGAUGAUGCCGAGAUGUUGUGCCGAAAGAAAUCAGUGAAAAUGUUGAAAUGAAGUACUGUAAAUAUAUCAAAAGAAUAGUCAAGGGAAAUGGAUAGGUAAGCUUGGUUACUAAAUUUGUUUUAGUAUGUGUUGUUUGAUCUUGCGGAUCUUAUUAGAGAAAAGGUGUGAUACAUAGGCAAGUAUAUACGAACGCAUGCAGGGUGGCAAAGUCGCCUAAACAACCACAUGUACUUUUGAAUUAACGCAUUACUUAUG
This is a messenger RNA of Penaeus indicus, 2502 nucleotides long. Its product is annotated as DBH-like monooxygenase protein 1. The coding region runs from base 155 to 2227 and encodes 690 amino acids. Lineage: Eukaryota; Metazoa; Arthropoda; Malacostraca; Decapoda; Penaeidae. The record is from RefSeq and is a predicted model, not a curated record. Gene Ontology annotation, molecular function: copper ion binding; dopamine beta-monooxygenase activity. Gene Ontology annotation, cellular component: secretory granule membrane. The transcript is spliced from 17 exons. Gene Ontology annotation, biological process: octopamine biosynthetic process; norepinephrine biosynthetic process; dopamine catabolic process.